Portunus trituberculatus (swimming crab) is the source of this 11182-nucleotide messenger RNA. RefSeq lists its product as uncharacterized. Gene Ontology annotation, biological process: lipid transport. The transcript has 63 exons. The record is from RefSeq and is a predicted model, not a curated record. Gene Ontology annotation, molecular function: lipid carrier activity. Lineage: Eukaryota; Metazoa; Arthropoda; Malacostraca; Decapoda; Portunidae. The coding region runs from base 646 to 10560 and encodes 3304 amino acids.
UAACACAAAGACUCCUUAUCGUGUGAUGAAGGACUGGGUUCACGUGCUGUAUUUGUUUUGUGAAUUCAAACGUGCGUAGCUCGCAUCAGUCGCCAUGGCAGCUUUACGCAGAUGUGACAAGCACAGCUGUACAGUAAUCAUUAUCAACGCUGGGAUCAGUUACUCUUGCCCACCAUCCCGCCGCUGUACAGGUGUGCAUGCCUGUGACGAGGCAAGCGGGCAACUGCAUAAUAUAAAAUGCUGGAGAACAAUUAACGAACCAUAUGAGGAAGCCAAGGCCGAGCCUGUCCGGCGCCUGGCCACUUCGCUCCACUUGAUCUUAUCAUUAAUAUCUGUGCCGGUAAGAUCCAUUCAGUGGUGGCGAGCGACAGAUGAGCACGUCCAAGUGUAUAGUGCGUCGAGAUCGAGCCAACACGGGACUGUAGUCUGAUAUAAAAGCUGAGGGAAGUUCCAUGGUGUUGUGGAUCGCACUGGUUGAUAGUGUAAAGAAAAGCUACAAAGAACGCAGUGCAACGUAACGACUGAAAACCAACAAUCUGACCUCAGGACGAAGGUUCCGCACCAAGCCACGGCGGUCCUUGCGUGAGGGAACACGAGCGGCGGUGGGCGGUGUGUGGGGGCGGCGGCGCUCUCAGGGUGCGAGCCAUGAGUGCCAGGUUGUUCUCUGCUCCGCCUCGCCCGCGUUUCCUAUUCCUGCUUCUGUUGUGCCUGACGCUGCCGACUCUCUGCGUCUCGACUGCCACGAUCGCAACGGUGGUGGCGCAGGGCAACACGGUUGUGUUCCAGCACCGGGUGGAGGCGCUGCUGGACGGAAAACAGGUACAUACGAGAAUGACGGUUGUGGAAGUCUCGAGGACAAAUAGCGACACACUCCUGGUCCUCGCUUCCUACGAUGACCACGACGACUUGACAGCGAUGAUGUCUAAGGAGACAGAAGCAAGAGCCGUGGCGGUGACGACUGUGGGUGGUCGCGUCGCUUCACUACUGCACCACGCCGAGGAAACGCCUGCCUCACUCAACUACAAGAGGGCCCUGUCCUCCCUCCUCACCCCAGCCCUCCACUCUCACAGUCUUGUCUACCACACACAGAGCGGAGUGCUUGGGACGUGCGAGGUGCGGUACCAACAUGAGGAGUCACGCACAGUAACCUGGUUGGACAUGACGCGCUGCUCCCAUUUCACCUACGAGCAGGUCCUCAGUGCUCACAACCUGCCACUUCUGCACCUGGUUGUGGAGCUUGAGGGCAGUACCUCCACGUGUGACUACAGCUGGCGGGGCGCGGACAGGGACCUGCUGGAGGGCGUCCGCUGCACUGAGACUCUGUUGGUGGCGCCGCGCUACACACCCGCCUCGCAGCUCCUGAACAUCACCCUCACCUCCUCCCUUAGCCAACUCAACGCUUCUCUCCUUGAGCCGGAAGUGUUUGAUUACAUGGAGGGAGCCACCGAGACUACAGAUCUAACUUUUCAGCCAGAAGAGCAAAAAGAAGCACAGGGGAAUGUACUCCAGCUGAUGGAGGAAGUGUGUCUGAGCGAGGGGGAGGAGCGUCUCACUGCCGAACUCCUGCAGAGGUUGUCAUACUUGUCCUAUGUCGUGGCGCGCUCCACCUCAGAAUUGCCUGACCUCCCUGCCGUCUGCCCCGUCAAUGUCAGGCGCGGCGUGGCUUUGGCAAUGGCUGUGGUUGGAGGUCCGCGAACACUACACUUUUUCGUGAAGCAGCUGGCUGAACUCUCACGAGCUUCAAGGAAUUUCAAUUUUUCUGACGACGAGUACUUUUUCACGCUGGCAUUGCGCAACCUGGUGAACCCCGAGCACCAUUCCAGUGAAGCCCUGCCUCGGGACUUCUUCCUCCGCAGAGAGAACCAAAUCGUGUAUGACGAGCUUGUGGACUACUUGCUGACCCAAACGCCGCCUGCUGUGGCUGGCGUAGCUGUGUUACUGGAAGGUCUUUCCAAGGUGGCGCCGCAGCUCUUUCAGCGUCUGUUGCAGAAGUGUGGACCAUUUUUGUUGCCUAGAGGCGCCUGUGAGCGUGGUGACUAUCCUGAGGCAGUGCGGUUGUUGCGGAGUGUGAGCGGCCUCAGCACGCGGCCCCAGGACUACGUGACCUCCCUUGGACCGUGCUUCGCCACUGACAACGUGAACGUAAUCGUCGCUGCCAUGGACACUCUCUCCACCGUCGAUUGUGACAUGCAGGGCGUGACUGAGCUGCAGAAGGUGGGCCUCGAUAGUCCCUCUGACUCUGAAAUUCGCAUCGCAGCAUACCGCGGCCUGGUGCACUGCCUCCCCUCUCAGCCCGACCUCAUCCAGACGGUGGCCAAGGCCCUGGACUCCUCGCACGACGAUUUCUCCACACAAGUGGCUUCUUACGUGUGGAGCCACAUUCAGUCGGUGAUUUCCUCCGACGACCCAAGUCUGCUGAGUCUGAAGGAGGUCCUGAGUGCCUCGGAUCUGGUCACUGGCGUGCCUGACCCGGUAUGGUACGACCCCAGACGACACUCCCGCCACCUGGCCCACACCGUGCACCUGGACGCCCGCACCUCUGUGACAGUGACCGGCGACUUGGCGUGGGGCAGGUACUCGCCCGCACCAAGGGCAAUAUACCUCACUGUCGCUCUUCACCAUGACGGAGCAACGCACCAGCUUGCCCAGGUGAUGGUGCGUGUGACUGGUGUGGAGGCCAUGGUGAUGAGCGUCCCCUGGGUGGAGAAGGUGCUUCAGGCCACCGGGUCUGCCGCUUCACAGCUGUGGUCCAUCGUGUCACGCAUGGCGGGCGGUAAAUCAAGGGAAAAGAGGGACGUAACUCAUAACCAGGUCACUGAGUUCUUACAGCAGGUGAUAACAAGGAUACCGGCUGCAUACAGGACCAAGAUUUCCACAGUUGAGUUGUACCUCCGCCUCCUGGACACUCACGCAUUCUACUUCCACCUCGAAGACCUUCGUUAUUCCUCUCCGUUGGAGGCUCUGGCCACUAGGCUUCAAGCUCCGCUCAGGGCUGUGCUUGUGGCUUUGGCACCGCUGCUGGACAACACGCUGACCCUGGCUACCUCCUCAGGAGUGCCCGUGGCCCUCGGGGUGCACGGGAUGGCCGGCGUCAACGCCCGCUGUGAUCACAUCGCCCCGGUCGGGGAAGGAGUGUUUAAUCUGGUGGCCAGUGGCGGAAUGGUGCUGUGGGGCCAUGCGAACGUGGGCGGUAGGAGGGAGGCGCCUCUUGUGAGCCACCUCCUUUGGACCCUCGACUUCCCUAUCUCCGCCAGCUACCAGUAUGAGGGCGAGGAAUUGCACGCCCACGUCCGGCUGCCGCGGAACUGGCCAGGCCACGUUUGGAUGAGCCGUCGAGAUACAACACUGAACGGUACCCUUGCGCCCGCCAGGACCACACGGAAUUGCUUUGGAGGAGAGGAGGUGCUAGAGAUGUGUCUAGAGGCUCGAGACGGAGAGAUGACGGGAGGGAUGAUGGGUCGCGGCAGCUGGCUGGCCCCCUACUUUCGUUCCGUGACGCUGCCCAGGCUGAAUCCUGCAGAACCCAUCAACGUGACCUUCUCCUUUCCUAAAAUCGGCGAGACGCAAAUGAGGCAGGUGGUGGUGGAGGCGGGUGGCCAGAGGUACAAUGGUGGCUUGGUGUUUCAAAACUCGCCCUUUAACUCCUUCGCCAUCACGCUCAACACGCCCUUGCACGUGUACCUCCUCAAAGGCUUAGCGGGCACGCGGGAAAGAAUCACGCAGGUCGCCAGUCUAGAGGCAAGCAUGGACCAGGACCGCUAUGGCCUUCGCUUACAGCUGUCCACACCUCAGUUGGUGCGGCAGAAGGUGUGGAGUCCAUCAGUCUUUAUAACGACGCCCGCGGAAGGGGAGGAAGAGGUGCUGCGUGUGUAUUUCUCAAUGAAGGAUGAGACAGAUGGUUUCCAGUCAGAUUUCAAUUUUCAGACGCUGGGGCCACUGUUGUCUUAUUUGGACCUGGAGACCUCAAGCCAGAUCGCUGGGACAGUGGAUGGGACUGACCGUUCGUUAAAGGUGUUAGAGAUCCGAUCACUGGAGGUCACGUCGUCAACCCUCUUCAGUAUGGGGUUGAGUGGACGUGUGCAACUGGCAGGCUCACCUCACGGCGAGGGUCACAUCAGGGUGAGAUGGGCUGGUGACGCAAAUCAGUUUGAGUUCAGCGUGGCACUGACUCCAGCGGUCACCUUCCUGGGGAUAUCGCAAUUCGAGGCAGGAGGGACCAGAGGCACUUCCCUCAGGGUGUCCUUCAGUGCUCUCCACAGCAGCAUUCAGUCUCCUAUGGGAGGCAGUCUGGUGCUCUUACUGGACACGAACACAGUGGAGCUGGACCUCAGCCUCGCCUUGGCUCACCUUGCAAGGAUAAAUUUAUCUCAUAGGCACAAGGGACCGCUCAACCUCCGCACUGCAGUGGCCGUGCGGUCAGAGUCCAUCGGCCUGGCCUGGUCAGCAGGUCAUGAACUACUGGUGCAGCCCGGCACCUUGCGGCAUGAAUUCAACGUGUCAUGGUCGGAAGAGCCAUCAGACACUGUGUCCUCGCUGGUGCACUACACAGCUGCUUCAGACAACUCCCUCUCGCGCUCCUUCAGGGCUCAGGUUGUGUAUCCAGGCCAGCUGGUGGAGGUGGAGCAGACCUUGGAGGAGGUGCAGCCCGGGACGUACAAGAGCAGGCUGCAAGUAAAGUUGGACCCAGGCCGGACCCUGAAUUCCGAGACAAUCUUCAUAACCCGAAUGAAGGAACAUGCCCUUUCUUAUGGCUUCUCUAACACCCUCAGGCUAGACACCUGGGAUACGCCACUCAGCUUGGUGGGCGCCUUCAACUGUGUCCCCGUUACGUGUUCUGUAGUGCUCACUAUAGAUCGUUCCGGGGAUCAACUUUUGGACCUGCAAGUGAAGCGCAACGCUGCGGCAGGCGUCUCACGCACCAACGCCCACAUAAUGAUUACGCAAUGGCUCAAUGGGACCAUGUCGCUGGACACGGUUCAGAAGAUCGGAUACUACGACUUCAAGUGCCAAAUUGCGUUGUGGGCGUGGCAGAGGGUUAUGCACGGACGCGCUCAGAUAAACUUGUUAUCUACUGACGUGGUGGUGUCGGAGGCGUUGAUGCUAGAGCUGCGAGAGGAUGGAAAACCUGGUUUUCCGACUCACUCGUACAAUGGCACUCUGAGAGUUGAUCAAGAUGACAGGACGCUCUUCACCAGGCAGGAAGUGUGGCCAGUAGUUGGGGGAGCCCAGCUGCCGCCUUGGCAAGUGGUGAUUCAGGGAGGCAUCGGUGAUGCUCUGCUCAACAGCUAUCACUUUGCAAAGGGGUCACUGAGGACGCCCGUGGGCCAGCAGUAUUCAGCAGACGGCGAGGCCCACACCGCGAUAGUGGGGCAGGAGUCUGUGGAGGCAACGGUGAUGUUUUCCGCUGCGCAGGACGCCCACGUACACUACCUCUUAGCCUGGGAGAUGGACAUGCAAACUCGCAACACAACUAAUAGUACUACAAACUCCAAGCAAGCGGCGAACAGUGGGGAGGAGACAGCGGUGGAGGAGGCUGCAAUGAAUACUGUGAUGAGUCUAGAAAGUUACGGGAGACUUAAAACACCACCCACAGGGGAGCUGGAGCUCUCUCUGGACUGCAAAAAAAAGCUCCUUCCUCCUGCUGACGGAACUCUCCUCGCUAUAAACAGGGUCGAUACGGAUGUCCGCCUGACACUGGUUGAGCAGCGGUGGGAGGUUGGCGGCACGCAAGGCAGUCUUAGCUGGACAGCGAACAUGUACUCGCUCAAAGGGCGCACCUGGCUCACACAGGGACAACGCUCCAUUGGACUAGUGUCGUUCGGGGCUGCUAAAAACCAGAGCCUGAAAAGCUCCCACAUCCUGAGCGUAAUGGACCCCGGUCAGGCUUGGGGACGCCUCGUCCUGGGGCUGGAAACUGAACACCUGGGUUCCUUUCCUCACAGCUUUCAGAGUUCAGCGGGCUUCAAACUGGCUGUGAAGAACGCUGAGGUGGGUCAGGCGCAGGCCCUCGUGCUCUGGACUCCUGCCGAGGCUGCUGUCAGUCUUGCCCUCACCACUUUCCUUGCAGCAAUGCCCGGGGGAAACUUGUUUUUAAAGAUGUGGAGAUCAGGAUUCGAGGGGCACGCGGCCUGGGCACACGUGAAGGGCGGCGGGGGCGUUAAGUGGGACCGCGGGGGACGAGACCUGGAGGUGGCACUGAAAUAUGAACACCCCGGGGCAGCAAUGCACGUCCUGGAAACCACUAUAUCCUUCAGCGUGUCCCAGCCCCUGUACCCACCCUUGACUCUGGUGCUGGCUACGAGGUUCAACCUGAACGGUGUCUAUCAUCUCGCUGUCAACGCGGAUUGUCGUUCGGAGCAGGAACAUUACCUGGUGACGGCGGCCAUGCAGCAUCCUGGAGGCAGCAGUGGCCUGCGUCUUCUGGUGCGGAAGGUCGGCAUCACUUAUGGUUCCCUUCUGGCUUGUUUCUAUGAUGACUUCGCCAUGCAGAUUACCGGAACUUACACGGCACGGGACGCGGAGCAGGAGAUGCUGACCACCGUCAAGACCUCGCUGCUGCCGGAGCCUAACGGCUACACCCUCAAGCUGGUGAAGAAGGUGCUCAUGCAGAGUAUCGAGCUGCUGGCCUUCCUCGCGCAGGGCGGCGCGCAACCAGACUGGGUCUACGCCUACAGAGUGGCGGGGCAGAUCAAGAGGGACAUCAAAGGGCGGCUGAGGACGAUGGUGGCCGAGGAUACCUUCACCCACCACAUCCUGCAGACGCUAGUGGAGGAGUACAAGUUCUUCCAACUGCUCGUCAACAAUCACUUCGAUGAGAUGGAGCUGGAGAUGAAGUUCUUGGAGUUCUGGCCUACAACGAAGGUUUCUGGCACGCUGCGGAAGGGGAAGGACACCCAGCUGUCCCUCACUGUCACCACGCCCACUCUCAAACACCUACUGGAAGGACGCAUCUUGUUCAGCAGUGGUGAGUGGCGGUCAGCCCACAGCGGAUCCUUGGCGUACACACAGCGGGACAAAGGGGGACGCGUCGUGCCCUUCAAAGUGGAACUGGAAGCCAGCAGAUGGAACAGCAACAAACAGAAGUACAAUCUGUUAUUCCAGUGUUCGCCUCCUCAGACGCACAUAGCCAAGGAGCUGCCAUUCGCGUCUGACCUGGAAGACAUGCGGUAUCCCUUAGAGCAGUCCCGCCGAGCUUCAGCUAUCACCAGCUUCCAGGCCACACUGGAGGUGACGCGGGAUCCCACCUACAACCAGUACAAGAUGACGUGGGAGACAGAAGAGACAGUGAGCUACACCAAGGUGGUGGUGGCCAGAAAUCCCCACGGCGGCAAUGGCCUCGUGCAGUACCGGCGCCACGUGAAAAGCAUCCCCAAAUCUGAGAUCGAGUACCUGCUAGAGGGGAACUACCGCCGCGUGGCCAAUGAAGUCAUGUUCUCCUGCACCCUUGACCAGUCCUCCAUCGGCAGGCCACGUGCCAUCAACUUCUUACACUCCGAGGGGGAGGGCUACACGGAGCUGCUCCUUGACCUGUUCGCGGAGGAAAGUGACCAGGUGAUCCUUGUCAUCAUGAACCUCCCUGAGCACUUCAGAUUUAGAAUUGGACAGUACGGGAACACCUUCCUGCUCCUGGGGUACCAAAGCGACAUAGAUGAUGAAGGAGCCAUCAUUUAUAAAGUACAGGUGCAGAACUCCGGGCGCACGGUGGAAGUAUGGAGCGGAAAUGAAGAGGAGGACACCAAGACGUGCAUGGUGGCCGGGGUGAUGCUGGAGACUCCCACGCUGGCGCCCACACACAACAUGCUCAAGCUGUGCCCCGGGAAUACCCCUUAUGUGAUGGUGCAGGCGCUGGGUGUAGAGAAACACGAGGGUCCCUAUCUGAAGGUGGGGCAGAUUUCAGGUCCCGGGGGUCUGGGUCUACAGGUGGGCACUGGAAGACUGCGACCACUGGACACUCCUCCGGCUCUCACUCUCACGGCCAAUGUUCAGAAGGAGGUGCUGGAAGUGCUCACUGACUGGCAGGUGCCGUCACUCUCGCGCUUGGAGGCAGAGUUUGCUUCUCGAGGGACCUCCAUGGUAGGAGCGUUCAGGGACUUCGGCUAUCCUACAGUAGUGAUUGAGGGCGGCCUUUAUAUCACCCCGCUCGUCAGCGACACAGAAGACCUUCUCCAACAGGCGUUAAACUUUACCCGCUCCACUUCUGUACAAUUAUGGACGAAGUUGGUGGGCAAUGUCUUCAGUAAGGAUGGAGACGUGUUUCAUGAGAUGGGCAGAGCCGUGGUGCGACACGCUGAGUCUGUAGUGGAUACCUGUGUGGUGGCUGCGCACUCUGUCUUUACCAAACUGAAAGGCUCGGCAGAAAACGUAGCCACGAGCACAGUCACUUUGCUGCGGAACGCUACUACAGGCGCGAUAAAUACAUUCAAUGCAGCCGAGCAGCGAGUGUUGAGGGCAGUGAACGGUGUGACGGCCAGGCUGCAUCACCACCUGGGGCCGCCCCUCACUCAGGUGCGCGCCACCCUGACAGCCCUCAGCUAUAACGAUGACCAAAGCCUGUACGCCCUGGUGUCGAGGGUCAUGGGCGGCUUGCGGAGGAGGAUUGGGCGACGUGAAGGCAUGAGGGGCUAUGUGACCGACCAGCUGCUCACCAGGGCGGAGAAAAUAGUGGUCGAGAACGCCUACUGGGACGGGCUGCGGGACACGGGCAGUACACUCCUCCGGCACUUGCAGAAUGUGACAACCAUUAGCAUUGUGAUGCCGCACCAGACAGCGCUGAUGAUCAGGGUAGCGAUGCCUAACCGCAUGAAGAGGGAUCUGGAGGAGGCGAUCCACUGGUUGGUGAAUAAAGAGGGGCCACGGCUACUGGUGGAGGCCGAGGGAUUGACGAAGGCUUACUGGGCGCGAACACGGUACCUCCUUACCUGGCCCGUGUACGGAGAGGCGAUGGUGUUCGGAUGGGAUCAAGGCAUCACCUGGGACGGCCGCCAAGUGACCCCUCUCCUGACCGACGCUUGCCGUCACCUGCUGGUGCUGCUGACUCACGCCGCCACGCCCACCGCCAUCACGCUGCACGUAGAGGACCUGGACAGUCGCCCUCGGGAGGUGCUCACCUUCUUCAGCGGCAACAACGUCGUCACUCUAGACUCGUUGCUCAAGAUGACCUACAAUGGCAAGCACAUCCGUCAGCCGCUACUGGAGACGGGGGAUCUCACGCUACGGUGGUCAAGGAAUGAUGCCUCCGUGACCUCCACCGUGGGCUUGAGUCUCGAGUGCCAGCUGGACCAGCCACUGUGCCGUCUAGUGGUCAGCGAUCAGCACUUCGCGGCUACUGUCGGUCUUCUCGGCGUCUUCGACUAUGACAACAGCUCAGACUACAUGACGAGCCGCUGGGAAAUGCCCGCGACGGAGGAGGAGUGGGUGCAGAGCUGGCGAGUGGGCACGCCAGGACAGUGCGCCUCGCAGCUGCCGGAGUCACACAUCUCACCGCCACACGGACAUCACUGCACUGACCUUUUCCAGAGUUCCAGCUCCCCCUACAGGUGGUGUUUCCGUAGCGUGCCUCCCUCGCCCUACCUUCAGACGUGCCAGGCGGGGUGGGAGUGCGCCUCCCAACAAGCCUUUCUCCAGGCCUGCAGGCGCCACUACCACGAACUCACGCCCAAUCUCACAUGCAGUUCGUGUUUGCUGGAGGAGACGAGGGAGGAAGGUACGGAAGGACUGAGGAGAGAGGUGGUCAUCAUUACGGACUUCGAGUGCUGGAAUGACCCGCAGGACCUCAUCACGGCUCUCUCCAGGAACACAAAGAGACCCAACAAGGUGAUGAUCCGUUACAUUGGCCGAGGACCGCCGUCAGAGGGACCCUUUCAGAACGUGGCCGAGACUGUGGUGGACAACGGGGCACUACCUAUUGAAACAAUCCUCAACUCGGCCCUCUUUGAUUUCUCCGAGCGGGCGCUGAAGACCAUCGUUUUAUUCGACUGCCAACAUCCUCGCUGCGAAGUCUCAAGCGCGGCGUCCCAGACUGUCAAGGCGAGAGAGACGCUGCUGUCUCUCGGUGUCCAGCUGCACGUCAUCACCAUGGACGCCCUCACCAUCAUGGGCCGACAGUCGCUUUCCCGAAGGGCAGCACGGCAACUCAUCGGGUUGGAUGGCCACACCGCCUACCUCCUGUCCCACGCCCGCAAGAAGAAGGUGAAGGGAAAACGCAACAUUCGGCGCCACCUGGAGGUCCCCAUUGGCAACACCUGCGCACACCUGGCCGUGGAGACGGACGGUUCUGUGUUUUCACUUCGGAACAUCAAGAUGGAGAAGAAGCACCACCGGCGGAUCCUGCAACAGCUGGUGGCGCUCAGGGUGGAGGCGGGGCGCGCAGCAGAUUACCUUGGGUGUCGUGUCUGCAAGUGUGGCGUCCCCUGCACUCUCUGCCACCCCCCGCCACCUCUCGUCUAUCUGAACUCCGAGAGAGGUGACGACAAUGACGAGGAUGUCGACUAUGAGGAGGAGGACAACCUGAGUCUGAGGAGUCAAGGCAGAAUGCGCCAUAAGUCUCGCCGGAGGCCGUGAGAUCGCCGCUCCUCCUUGCACUAGAGCUUACAAUAUUUCAUUUUCAUUUCAACUGCGUUCUCAAAUAUACUCGUAAUUGUAUGCGUGUUUCUCGCCACAACAGUCUAUUAUAAGCAUUAGUUUAGUGAUACCUUUAGUAAUCAAUGUUGUAAUAUCUCUGCCACCGCCUUUUUUUUUUUUUCUUGUUUCUAUAACAAUAAAAAUGUUAAGUGUCUGAUAGCGUAGUUGAUACCGAACAUAGGGCUGCUUUCACAAACGCUGUGCUCUCUCACCACGACUACUUUCAAAGGUUCCAUAUAUGAUUUUCAAGAGUGUUUAUCCUGUUAGUAAUGCAGAAAGUGUUUGUCUGUCACUAAAACAAUAAAAAGAAAACUUAAAAUCCCGUGUAACUUCAACCGGAGCAAUUUCAAUGUACUGGAGGAGCGGCGCAAAAGGGUUUUAGAAUACGGUCCAUAUUAAAACACGUGUCCCGAGCUAGUCAUUAAGACGUCUGGUUCCGCAGGGCGCAAGGGAGCAGCUCAACAUAGAUUCCUGCAAGACACGCAACUUUAACAAGCACUUUAUGAUAGGAUUAGCGUGUGUCUAGUGUAGCUGUGGGCAAUAAACAAUUUUCUUCGACAAA